AUGCCAGAGACCUCGGUUUCAGAAAGCGCUGGGGUGGCGCGGCCCAGCCGAUCGGGGUCCAGGGGGGGGCAGAAAACCCAGCCCGUCCCGUGCCCGGACAACACCCGUCCAUCCCCGAUUCCACAACUGAGCCCCCCUCUGACAAAACAAGGGGGGGGGGAGGCACCAAAGAACUGCCUCCAGCCUCCUCGACACUCCACGCAUCCCAUCAGCAUCUCUCCGCCCCCGGCUGCCCACUGCCCCAGGGCUGAGGGCAGGACCGGAACUGCCCCCCAGGCUGAGGGAUGGGCACUGACAUCAGUCCCCGCAACCCCGACCAAGAACAAAGAAACUGCAAUCCCGGCUGGGCCCACUUACCGUGCUGGAGCCGCGCCUCCACCGGCCCGCGGCGUCACGGUCGGAGGGGACUGGGCGCGGCGGGGGCGUCCGGACCAGUCUCCGAGCUCAGAGACCUGCCUCCUCAGCGGUGUCCCCGGACCGGCAUCCGACCCUUCCCACCCCCCGCCACCGGCGCUUUGGCCUCACAGCCCCGGCUUCAUCCCGCUGCCCGCGCGCCCACCCUCCUGCUGGGGCGCUGCGCCGGACCCUCUAGGCCAGGCCGACUGCGGGCUCUACCGCCGCUGCCGCCGCCGCUGCUGCGGAUGCAGAAGCAAACCCCUUGUUUUUGUUUUGAGUUUCCGACGCCCCCAAGGGGGCGGGGCACGUGACUCCCCGCGGAGGGAUCCGCCGCAGCCGCAGCAGACGGGAAAAAGAGUUCCGCCUCUAAGCAUCUGUCUCCAGUCAGCUUUGUGGCUUCGUCGACUCGCUAUUGCUUUGCUGAACCAAUCCUCCCUCUCGGUUCCAGGGCGGAAGACGGAAUCUGGGCACCGACUUUAUUCGUCGAUUGAUCCCAAAGAGGAAAGAGAAGGGGUGUUAGGAGCGAGGGGCGGAAGGAGAUAGGUUCUGGCCGCAUCGCACCUUUUAAAGGUCCCCGAUUUGUUUUGUUUUCGCUGUUUUGAAAAGUCCGCCCAAAGUAGCCAGUUCCCUGAUUGGAUACUGGUGGGCGAUCAGACUGCUGAAGCUCCAAUUCAAUCUCGAGUCUCGAUUGGCUAACUGAUUAGCCCUUGGGCUCUCUGAUUGGUUGUUACCGAAUCUUGCGCCUCUCUCUGCCUUGGGGGCCUUAGCAACUCUGAGGUCUGGAUUGCGCAUGCCUGAGUGGACCACUUCGGAGGAAUUACUGACCUACCCGCGGGUCUGCGCAUUCCUUCCAGCAUUUCCCUCAAGACCGUCGCCUGUCCCGUUCUCCAGAGAAUCUCACGUUCGGCUCUCACCUCCCCAUAGAGCUGAAACAGCUAACCUUUGUGAUAACGUCUUCCACCACAGGAGGAUUUUUCUCCGUUCCUUCUUUAUUUUGUUCUGCAGGUCCAUUUUGAAUCAAAUUAUUGUAAAAUUUUUCAUUAUUUACUAGUAAUAUUUACUAGUAAAAUGCCAGUAUUUACUAGUAAAAUGCUAUCAUCUUUGAUUUAAAGUUUUCCUACCAAAAGAAAAAAAAAAUGGAAAAGAUACGUAAAACAGGAUUGGCAAAAAGAGUUGUUGAAACUGGGGAAUGGAUACAAGAGGGUUUGUUAUACUAGUCUUUCUACUUAUGUGUACCUUGAAAUUUUCCUGUAAUAAAAAUAAAUAUUCAGUGAAGGGACUUAAAAAGUUACCCGUGCACAUUGAUGGUGGCAGGCAAUCGUCUAAUAAUAGCACACCUCCUGAGGUUGUACUGUUGUUUUAAUGAAGACUCAAGAGAGGCUUCUUGGUCCUUGGUCACCUGUAAAUUAUCAUUUAUUGUCCAUUAUAAUUAGACUUGUUAUUAAGAGGAGACACUUCUCUUAAGGUGGGGCAAAAAGCAAAGCAAAGACUGCCUUAGGCGGGAGAAUCUUUCACACGGAGCAUCUCUGAAAGAUGUUAAAAGGCUCCCCUCCAACAUUUAUAGUUACUUUCUUUACCUUCUCUUGCUUCCUCCCUGGCCGUCUGCUCAACAGGCAAAUCAGCAGCUUCUUGAAUGAGAAGCAAUUCUCUCCAGAAAGCUUUGAAAAUGGUGUUGAAUUUCCUGCUCUUCAGAGGCCCUGUUCAGUAUAGAAAAGACUGAUCCAGUUGUCUAAUAUGGAGCCCCUUGUCCAUUUUAGUCCACUUAUCUUUUUAAGAUAAAGGA
Cervus elaphus (red deer) is the source of this 2179-nucleotide messenger RNA. Its product is annotated as basic proline-rich protein-like. Lineage: Eukaryota; Metazoa; Chordata; Mammalia; Artiodactyla; Cervidae. The transcript has 3 exons. The coding region runs from base 1 to 939 and encodes 312 amino acids. The record is from RefSeq and is a predicted model, not a curated record.